GGGGUGCAUUGCAAGCCAACUCCAGCACCCCGUCAACUCCGCCCUCUUAUCUCUGCAGAUUGUGACAGUUUCGGGAGAUAUAGGUCGAUGCGAUCAAGUAUAACCGUGUGCCAUCAGAGCCACCAGGAUGCUCUCUGCAGCUGCUUCAGGCAAAGUCGGGUUCAAUAUGGGAGUGGGCAGGUGUGUUUCAGCCUGGUUAAGAGGGUCCCCCAAUGCCCUGAACAGAAGUAGGGACUGGGACCCCUCUCCCAGGUACAGCACCACAGCAGCCAAAUCCAGCACCCCGUCCUUCAACUAUGUCAUCGUGGGCGCUGGCUCGGCGGGCUGCGUCCUGGCCAACCGUCUCACGGAGGAUCCCCAGGAGUCGGUGCUCCUGCUGGAGGCCGGCCCUAAGGACAGGACCCUGGGCAACAUCCGUCUCUCCUGGAAGAUCCACAUGCCGGCCGCCCUCACCUACAACCUGUGUGACGACAAGGUCAACUGGUUCUACCACACCCUGCCCCAGGAGCAUGUGAACAACCGGGUGAUGUACUGGCCCCGCGGCAGGGUGUGGGGUGGCUCCUCCUCUCUCAAUGCCAUGGUGUACAUCCGGGGCCAUGGUGAGGACUACAACCGCUGGCAGAGGGAGGGGGCGGAGGGCUGGGACUACGACCACUGCCUGCCCUACUUCCGCAAGGCCCAGUGCCACGAGCUGGGAGGCGACCGGUACCGGGGAGGCAGCGGGCCCCUGCACGUGUCCCGGGGGAAGACGAACCACCCUCUACACCGGGCCUUCAUAGAGGCUGGCCAGCAGGCUGGGUACCCCUUCACUAACGACAUGAACGGCUUUCAGCAGGAGGGCUUGGGCUGGAUGGACAUGACCAUCUAUGAAGGUAAGAGGUGGAGCACAGCCAGUGCGUACCUGCGACCGGUCCUUACCCGAGCCAACCUGAGGACAGAGGUGCAAUGUCUGACCACCAGGAUCCUGUUUGAUGGGAGGAGAGCUGUGGGCGUGGAGUACACUCAGAACGGGGAGAAGAAGCAGGUUUUUGCUGAAAAGGAGGUCAUUCUCAGUGGUGGGGCCAUCAACUCCCCACAGCUUCUCAUGCUGUCUGGGGUGGGCAACGCUGAUGAUCUGAAACAGCUAGACAUCCCUGUGGUCCAGCAUCUACCAGGAGUGGGCAGUAAUCUUCAGGACCACCUGGAGCUGUAUGUUCAGCAGCAGUGCUCUCAGCCCAUCACCCUGUACAAGGCCCAGAAGCCUUUCCACAUGGUCAAGAUUGGCCUGGAGUGGCUCCUCCAAUAUACAGGAUACGGGGCCACGGCCCACCUGGAGAGCGGGGGCUUCAUCCGGAGCAGAGGGGGUGUGGCCCACCCCGACAUCCAGUUCCACUUCCUGCCCUCGCAGGUCAUCGACCACGGCCGCGUCGCCUCCAAGAUAGAAGCUUACCAGGUUCACGUGGGACCAAUGCGAAGUACUAGUAUUGGAUGGUUAAAGCUGAAGAGCGCCAGCCCUCUAGAUCACCCAAUCAUCCAGCCCAACUACCUCUCAACAGACACAGAUGUAUGGGAGUUCAGGGAGUGUGUCAAGCUUUCUCGGGAGAUCUUUGCCCAGAAGGCCUUCGACCCAUUCCGGGGGCCCGAGGUACAGCCAGGGCCUGAGUGUCAGUCAGACGCCGAGAUUGACGCGUUUGUGCGUGAGAAGGCAGACAGCGCCUACCAUCCGUCCUGCACGUGUAAGAUGGGUUCUCCAUCUGACCCAAUGGCGGUGGUGGAUCCAGAGACGCGCGUGCUGGGCCUCGAGGGCCUCCGUGUGGUCGACGCCUCCAUCAUGCCCAGCGUCGUCAGCGGCAACCUCAACGCCCCCACCAUUAUGAUCGCGGAGAAGGCUGCUGACAUCAUCAGAGGGCGACCGGAGCUCUGCGACCCCGGGGUGCCUGUGUACCAGCCUGGCUCUCUAGAGACCCAGCGAUGAGCUUCACACAGAUGUGUGGAAUCUCCUAAGGGCCUGAACAGCCAGAGGUGGAUGCUAGGUAUUCAUGUACACAUCCGUCUGUCUUUACCGCCAAAGUUUCUUUCUUUUUUUUACAAUUUGAUAUAUGUGAAGAAAAACAGUAGCGUAAAAAGUACAGAUAAACCUUCCAUUGUCUAACCCGUCCAUUGGUGUAAAAUUCUGGUAGAGCUUGUACCUUCAAGGGUCUCAGUGGCAGCUGCUUUUUUGUUAUUUAAUACUCAGCAUCAUGAAGAUGUAGUAGACUCCGUUGGUAGUCAAUAAAGUGCCACGGCAUGCUAACCAGCAGAAACUACAACCACGAGAAUCACUUUUGAUUGCAGUGUUUCCUACUUUCCUGAUAAUGCUGGUUUUCUGUCCAACCUCUCUUCGUUUACAAUAUACCACACCCUUGUGCCUUAUUGCUUAAUUUGAGCAGAGCUGCAAUAAUAUGUUACAGUAGUAUUCUCAUACGCUUGCAUAGUUCUAACCCUUAUGUUCAUGCUAGCCUUAACAAUGUGACUUCUAAGUCUUAGAGCUCUACUCAAUCAGAUCAGUUUUAGCAGACAUCCGCAUAGUAGUUGUUUUAGCGGUGUCCGAGGUGGGACAGCGUUAGAGCUGUCAAGUGUCUCCUGGCCUUAUACCUAAAACGGACAUUGCCAUUGGCCGCACAGAGUCACAUUAAGAUAAGUCCCAUGCAGCCUUGAUUACAAGUUUGAACACUGGAAUGUGAUAUUUGAUCUCGGACCUAGAUUAAAUCAGAUCAAGCGUGAACCGGCGACAGCCAACAACCACACAGCGGAUGUUUUGGCAGUGUCUGAGGGUUGGAGCUGUCAGAUUGGUGAGCAGCUGCUCUUAUGAUCAUUGUAACGAAGCCGCACCCGUCCGGUGUACGUUAGAAGUUCAGAACCAGAAAAUGUAGGCUAUAUAGAAAUGACGCUCAAAAUGAAAAUCAUUAAACAAAAUGAGGAUUUCUAUCAACCUAAUCCAGGUGUAGAUUACAUCUCAACAUUCCAGUGUUCAAACUUGUGAACAAGGCUGCAUGGGAUUUCUGUUAAUGCGACUCCGUGCAACCAAUGGCAAUGUCCGCUUUAGGUGGAUUCGACAUUUCUAACGCAGUUCCACCUCCAACAUCGUCAAAACAACCACUUUGCGGAUGUCGGGUAAAGUGGAUCUGAUUGAGUGGAGCCCUUGAGCUGAUUGACUCUAGGCCUUACACGAACACUUUGCACACCGAUUUUAGCGCAGACUCAAGAACCGCUGUGAUUGUGAAAAUAAUAUUCUUUAGAAAUCCUUGUAAGAUUUGAUUAUUUUUCUAAUGUCUGCCGGCUGAGUACGUAGAGCACAGAUGCUGUCCUCUGGAGGCAUUCAGUGCCGUGGAGUUUAUUCAGUUGUGAACAUUACAAAAUCAUCAGCAGUCCAUUGUAUUUCCAGGCAAAUAUUCAAGAGACUAACGCGAAUGUAAAAAAAUGUUUUUGUUAACUAAUUUGCUACUAUGUGGAAUUAGCUGUAAUGUUAGCGGGUAGAAAUCCUCAAGUACAGUGAAUCAUUUUAACCUUCAUUUACACAUUCUGUACAGGGUUUAACAUUACCAUCAACAUUUCAAUGCAUCUUUAAAACAGAAGUAGCCUGAACAAAUAAAGCUGUGAAUUGCACAAGUUGUUUAACAAAC
Oncorhynchus masou masou (cherry salmon) is the source of this 3641-nucleotide messenger RNA. RefSeq names its product choline dehydrogenase (gene chdh). The transcript has 8 exons. Gene Ontology annotation, molecular function: flavin adenine dinucleotide binding; choline dehydrogenase activity. Gene Ontology annotation, cellular component: mitochondrial inner membrane. Bases 128 to 1954 code for a protein of 608 amino acids. The record is from RefSeq and is a predicted model, not a curated record. Lineage: Eukaryota; Metazoa; Chordata; Actinopteri; Salmoniformes; Salmonidae.